This is a messenger RNA of Toxoplasma gondii ME49, 5969 nucleotides long. RefSeq lists its product as hypothetical. Gene Ontology annotation, cellular component: cytoplasm; nucleus; Rab-protein geranylgeranyltransferase complex. NCBI's taxonomy places the organism in Eukaryota, Apicomplexa, Conoidasida, Eucoccidiorida, Sarcocystidae. The transcript has a single exon. The record is from RefSeq and is a predicted model, not a curated record. Gene Ontology annotation, molecular function: GDP-dissociation inhibitor activity. Gene Ontology annotation, biological process: small GTPase-mediated signal transduction; vesicle-mediated transport; protein geranylgeranylation. The coding region runs from base 1369 to 5502 and encodes 1377 amino acids.
GCGGAGUCCUGCAGAUCACGCAAUAAGUCAGACUUAUUUUGUCCAUGCAUACGGGGAGAAUGAUGUUUUCGCUGCGAAAAGGCAAGCUGACACGCAGUACGCGUGGAUGCAGACGUGUAGGAAAAGACGGACUGCCGCACACACAGGUGGGUUCCUACACGACAAUCUCGUUUGCACUGUUCCUUUCUGUUUGAUCCAAGCGAGUAGUAUCUCCAAAUGAUCCCAUUUACUCUGCCUUCUCUGCUCAUCUGUCGUUUUCUGGGCUCCACAAGUGGGGACGCCAGCCGGAACGCGACAGAUUCCUUUCGAGGGUUCUGCAUUCAGUGGAUGCGACUGAGGACAUGUGCAUGCGCCGGAAGACAUCGCUAAACCGUUCGGUUUUCCGUCGUUGCGGUCUCUUCUCGAACACGUCAGCCAUAAGGAGGCUUCUUUAUGCCUCCAUAGAAAGCAAAAGUUGGUCGGUCGGGACGCUCAGCGCUUUGCUUUGAAGCUCGCAGCCAACUGGAGUCACUUGUCUCGUGAGUGGGUUUGUGCCACCCUGUCGGAACUCAGUUGGCCUGCAAAUCAUUCGUUUCCCUGCAUACGCGGGAAUUAUCCGGUUCACACUCUGCACACAUUUUCAGAUGCCCGUUUCCGCGUGUUGUUUCCUGCCUCCCACAUCGUCCCUUUUCCAGACUCGGAAGGCGAGACGGGGUGAAGUGUUCUCUUUGAAGCUGUGCAUAGUUUCCGUGGAGAACAAUCUCCUGCCGCUCUUAUUUCGCUGCCACUCCGUUGCCAAAAUUUACUUUAUGGAAGCCUGGCACUGCCUUGAAGCGGUCCCGUUCGCGUGCUCAGUAGGUUUUGCCUUAAGCCGAAGAAGGCUUCUCGUGAUCUUUUCCGCGGCAAAUUAUUGUGACCUUUCCCUCCUCAUCCUGCCCAGUCUGAUUGGUGUCCGGUCCUGGUCCCCCAUUCUCUCUUUUCCAUUGCUCCCCUCGCAUUUUGUACCCUGGAUCUGGAAAUUUUGCUCUCUGACGGCGACCCACGACGAUUUCUUCUCGAGUAUACACAAGUCACUUCCCUUUGACACCGCAGGUCUCCGUUUUCCUGCUCGGCUUGAUACCGUCUAAAUUUUCUAGGUGUGGUCGUUUUCUCGCGUCCACUCAGAAGCUUCGUCUUUUUUUAUCUCCUCCAUCCGCGCUGUCUGUGGACUUUGCGUUCCUUGGUCGAGGAGUUGCCAAAACGUAUGUUUGUUGUCACAUAGCCUUAGAGGCGAUAAAGCGGAAGCGACCUCUGACGCACCUACAGCCUCAGACGCUAAGGGUCAAGGAAGUUUCAACCGUGCUUCUCCUGUUCUGUUUCAGGUCGAACGUUUCUGCAUGAUGUGCCUUCAUGAUGGAGUCACCUGUCGUGCCUUCCCCCGUGGCCUCCUCUCCAGCUGUUCGAGCUUCUUCGGUGUCUUGCUCUUCGUCCUACGCAUCUCCAGAUUCUCCAUCGCCUGCUCCUCUCGCUUCUGACGUCCUGGUUGUCGGGACUGGCCUGUCGGCUUGUCUCUGCGCUGCGGCUCUCGCCCGGCGAGGGGCGCGGGUUGUUCAAGUCGAAGAGUCCGCGAACUACGGUGGCGCCUACCAGAGUUUGCGUCUGCACGAGUUGAUAGACUGGGCGUCUGCGGGAGAGGCGGAGCGUACCAAUGAAGACAGCAUGGAAGGUCCCGGCGUCGAGCUGCAGACGCCUGAACAGCCGCUCCUGGUCUUGGAGGAAAACACGGAAGAGAACGCGGUGUGUUUGUCGUGCCGCGUCGCUGCAGAGCGUCUGAAGGAGGAUCCGCCUAGACCAAAAGGGGAGUUAAACGUAGGCGCAUGCAGAACGGCGCCUCAGCGGGAGUGCCUGACGACGAACUACAUUGACAAAAGAGCCACGGAACCUUUCUUGUCUCCGGCGCAGUUCCAGCCCCGCGGAGCUCCCGGCGGGGGCUUUGGAAACUUUUUCUCUCGCCAGAUUUCCUUUUUUCCGUUCGCAAAAGACUUAAAGCUUUCACCAGGUGCACGGGCGCCGUGCCUCGCAUCUGGCUCAGACAUUCGAGGCGUGCGGACGCCGCCGGCGCCGCCUCGGUCGUCCAGCGGACACGGCGCGAAUGUGGGUGACCGAGCAAUCCCAGGAAGUACAGAGGCCGACGGAGACCGCGAUGCGUGGAGACGGCGAAUCCGGAACGAAUUGCUCAAACCGUCGACGAGCAACGGCUUCAACGUCGACUUGCUACCUCGAAUCCUAUACAGCAGCAGUCCGGUCGUUAACAUUCUCGUCGAGAGCGGAGCCGCUCGGUACCUCGAGUUCCGCCCUCUCGAAGCCCCUGUGUACGUCGCUGACCUCGAGCUCGACAAAGAGAACUUUGCACAGGAAACACAAGACGGGGAGCGCACGGACGCCACGCGGGGCGGUGACGGGGACGCCGCGGCAGGCGGGAGGACCGAAAAGAGGACCAGACCCUCCUGCACAGAGCAUCGAAGUUUUUCAGUGGAACCGCGUGAGGUCACGGGCCGUCAGGAUGGCUCUGAAUGCCACGAAGUGAAACGAAGAAAGACAGGAACAUCCGGCCUGGACGGCACUAGCAGGUUGUCUAGUCAGAAGAGCUCGAGCACGAAGCAAGUGUGUGCACCUCUGUCGGGUCGAGCAGGUACUCAGCAAGGAGAACACGACCGGCCUCCCCACUUGACCCUUGAGGCUGUUCCCUUGAGUCGCGGUUCCAUUUUCGGGAGUUCUCUCCUAACUCUUCGCGAGAAGCGUACGCUGAUGAAAUUCGUAUCUAGGGUCGCCACCCAGUUCCUCAGUCCACAGUUUUUGUCUGCCGCCCACUGCUGGGGAAGGAAGGAAAGUGCAGCCAAGAAAAACGACCGUGAAGCUGCGAGCCUCUCGGGAAGCCAUAGCAAAGACAUAGCGAGAGGAGUUCCAGCAGGUAGUGGCCUGCAGAUCGAGGCAGGAGGCAGUGAAGGCGAACAAAAUCGAAACUUCGAGGAUGAAGGUUCUCCGUUGCAUUGGGAAGCGUUUCUCCGCCAGCAUGAUUUAACAGACCGCCUUCAGCGCUAUGUCACGUUUGGCGUCUGCUUGUCUGAAUGUCCUUUCUUGGGAACCCCCGCAGCGGAAAAAAGUCCUUCAGUAGUAUCGUCGUCGACUCAGUCUGUGUCCGCUCUGUCCGGUGGAAAACCAUAUAUGACUGGCUCCUCCUUGCCCCACAUUGGAGAAGUGAACUCGCUCGGAAACAGUUUGGUGUGGACCGCCAGCGAGGGCGAAAGGCGCCUCGAACUGUUCGUGCAGAGCGUCGGCGCGUACAGUCGGCAAACUGCAUCCGACGGUGCUUGGCUGUAUCCUCUGUUUGGAACGUCGGACCUUCCCCAGGCCUUUGCUCGAGUUGCCUCGCUCAGCGAGGCGAUCUGUAUGCUGCGUGCAGGUAUUCAAGAAAUCAAACUUCUCCUCCGCACAGAUGACUCGGUGACAGAGGCGAGAGCUACCCAGCCUUCCGAGGCAUCUCCGCGAGGGCUAGGGAACACAGAACUGACAGCUCGCGAAGAAGGGGGGACAGAAAAACAGAGGAACCAACGAAAGAGAUCUCUCUCGCAGAAUGUGGCUGCUUUCGGUUACGACUUUUGUGAGGUAGCGAGGGAAAAGGGGAAGGUGCUAGAGGUGAAACUAACCAAUGGAGAGACGGUGAGAACGCGCCUAAUCUUGUUCGAGUCCGAGAGUCUUCCUCCACUUGACACUCCGGUCUGGAACUCAAGUUACUUGAGGAAAAACGAAGCAGGGAGGGGAAAUACUUCGUCUAGCUCCGACGAUGUCUGCUCGAGUGAUCAAAAGGGCUCCCCUUCAUGUCUAAGCCAGACACUCUUCGGAACGAACCCACAAGAAGAGGGGGCGGAUACGGAAAAGUGUGUAUCCACAGGAGGUGUCAGGGACCUGCACCGCGAGGCACACGACACGAGAGAACGAUCGGGAGAAACUGGUGGCGUGGAUGAACAUCGUCACCCCUGUGCCAACGAGAAGCCAAGGUUGGAGGGGACAGACAGUCUCUACUUGUUCUCCUGCCAUCUCAUUGCCGUCUGCCGCAAACCGGUCCUAAACGGAAAGGGCUUCCGCAUGUGCGUCUGCACAGUUAGAGCAAGCAGCAGCAACUCAGAAGAUGGGCAUGAAGUUCAGGAGAUAUCCAAGGUUAGAGAACACUCAGAAGCGGACGACUCGCAAAACGUGCGCAGUGAAACCGAUGCGAAAACUGUCAACUUUCAGCGUUCCCCCUUUUCGACCGCUCGGUGGCCUGUUCACAUUCUCCAGACCGACGCGUCAUGCGCCACAGCACCCCGAGACUACACGGUCCUGCACCUCGUCCAUCUUGGCUGUCGGUCGCUGGGGCCCUGUGAGUGUUGUCCAACCAUUGUGGGCUCGAGCGAGCGCCCUUCUAGACACGAGAAAGUCACCCGAAGUGAACAAAAAGAGGCCAAAGAUGUCACGGCAGGAGGCCAGAGCCCAGGGGGCCCGCGUGUGGCGACCCUGUGCCGAGAGAAAGAGAAGACAAGCCGAGACGAGUCUGAGGGACGCAUGACGAGAACGCAAGAAAACAUCUCGUGUAAAAUCCUCAGAGAGGUGCUGCGUUCUCUGCUUGCGAGGGCGCAAGAUGGGAACCCGGAAGACGACUGCUUGCUGUCUUGCUCCUUUGUUUUCUGUCCUGCCUUGGAGCGCCCUUGCGAGGAUGCGUUUGCCAACCGAUCAAGCAAGCGCUUCGAAGGCUUCCUAAGGGGCUUCAGAGAGGGCCCUCUUAUCCCCGCAGACACUCUUGAGCGACUUAAAAAGAUGGGCUCAUGCCACAGAGAGAAAGGGGAAAAAGACAAGGCUCUAGGUUCCGAGGCAUUACCGGAGCAGAGUGAUCCGGCUGUAGCAUGUGCCGAGACAGAGCCCGUUACAGAGGAAACAGAUGGCGGGUCUGACGAAGAGAAGGUUCGCGAAAAAGCAAGCAACCACAAUGGGGUGAAUGGAGUGUCGGCGCUGAACAGCUCUCCCAUAGAGCGGGCCAAACACUCUGGAGUCAACGAAGAAGACCCUGCGGGGGGACAAUCUUCUGGAACGCUCUCUGCCGUGAGUCUAGCUCUGCGGAAUGAAGAUGGCAGGAAAGAGACUUCUGCUUCUCAGGUGGUUACAGGGGACGCAAAAGCAGAGAACGACGAAGCGACACAACUGAGCACCACAGAAAUGCUCGUCGAAGCGAGCGGCGUAAAGGGCUGCGGGUUCGUGCUUUUGCCCUCUGCCCCUGUUACUCCCUUCUUCUCUUUGUUGUCCGAACCUCUCGUGUGUCGCGACAUCCUUUCGUCUCUCCUUUCCUGUAAGGACACGCUCAACGUGGACGAAAUGGUGCCCAAGCACAUCAUGCAGGGACUGGAGGAAGUGGAAGAGUUUCAAAGGGUGAUAAAUGCUCCAUAUGAACAGCUCGAUAAACUCGGGAUAUCAGUCACUCCCGAAGCCGAAGACGAGCUUCCGGUGAACUAGGUUUCAAGCAGGAGGCGACGGCGGUCCUGACAAGCACCACCUUGCUGUGUUGGGAACCGCCAAACCCGAGGAGGCGAACCCUGGCAAAGUGCCACGCUCGACUGGCCCUCCGUAGUGUCCUGUAUGUUUGACGAUGUUUGUAUAUGAUUAGCUUUUUGUGUUUAGAGCGUCAGCAGUGUCGCAACACAUGUGUGAGAGUUCAAAGUGUAAAAUUACCUGUCGGAAUGCAAAAGGUAAUGUAAGCAAAUGAAGAUGAAAGCAGCGCUUGACUGCAUGUAUUUACGCCGAAAUCUACUCAGUGUGUGAGCUCAGGAUCCACAAUCGGGUGGUAGCUCUGAGUUCGAUAGUAGCCAGCGGCGUUGUAAUGUGUUGACAGAAAUGGCAGAGGCUCGUGAGAUAAGACUGGAGAGACCCGGCUGGCAGUUAUAUUAACGUUCGUGUGUCCGUGUGUUGCGGCUAUCCGGCCU